UAUUUAGUCAUUUCUGUUACAAGUACCACUAGUGUUCUAGAAGGUUCUUUCUAGUAUUGUAAAUAACCUGUGUAUUUUUUACGUAUCAGAGUUCUGAAUUAUUGAAGUUAUUUCAAGUUUCAACAGUGAAUUAUGGAUCCAAAUGUUGCCUACAAUGUUGUGCAUGCUAACAACAGAAGAGACACACAAGUCCCCAUAUCGCAGGAAAACACCGCUUACAAUAUCCACCAGAGAAGUCUCACCCAAUCAGACGAAGAUAAUGAGUACAGUACCGUUGAGAACACUGGAUACAUAGAGCAUAAUACUGCUGGAGAUAUUAAAUCUACCGAAAGUAGUGUCCUGGACAACAAAAGCAACACAAAGAGAAUAAGGCAAAAAGUGGCUAAAAAUGAAUCUGGUAAGAAAUGGUUUGCAAUUCUUGUCGUCGUAGCUUUUGUUGUGUCUCUGUUGGUAGCUGUGGCAGCACUCGUGUACACCAAUAUAGAGUUGAAGAACCAGAUGAGCAGUAACAAUAAGCAAAUACAGUCCAUGAACGAACAACUGAACAACCGAUCCAGUCAACAGAUUCAAAUCCUACAAGCUCAACUCAGUGAUUCAAUUUUGCUCCUUCAAAACAACUUUUCUGAGCAACUGAGCAGUACUAAUAAGCAAGUACAGUCUACUAACGAGCAACUGAACAACCAUAUUGCUGAGUUAGGUCCAAUGGCAUACUAUCCUGGAGCAAGAAUAGGAAACCCAGCUAGCUCUUGUAGUGACAUCCCUCAAGACCGACCAUCUGGAGAAUACUGGAUUCGAAACACCACUAGCUCUCCUGUUCAGGUCUACUGUGACAUGAAUCGAACAAGCUGUAGCUGCAACACUGCAGGAGGCCGAGGAUGGAUGAGAGUAGCCAACCUCGACAUGACUGAUCCCAACCAAAACUGCCCAGAGGGAUUGAGACUGGUAACCAGAACAGAACCACCAUCGCGUACUUGUGGCCGAGUAGAAGAACCAGCAGGAUGUACUUCCACUACCUAUUCAACUUAUGGGGUGGAGUAUUCGAAAGUUUGUGGUCGAAUUAUUGCGUAUCAAAGUACCACUCCGGAUGCUUUCACUCCAUAUUUCAAUAACAGAGCUUUAUCUAUUGAUGAUGUUUACGUUGAUGGUGUGAGCCUAACCCAUGGUCAGUCGCCUCGUCAGCACAUCUGGACAUUUGUGAAUGCAAUCGAUGAAACUCGCUCCACUAUAGAGGUAUGUCCCUGCACAAGACCUGACCUCACCUACACUGGAGUUGUACCUCCCUUCAUUGGUCAAGACUACUUCUGUGAAACUGGAAGUCGACAGCUCAUUACUUCUAAUACUCAUAUCGUCUAUUCUGAUGAUCCACUCUGGGACGGUCAGGGAUGCGGGGGUAACAGUACUUGCUGUGAGUUCAACAACCCACCUUGGUUCUGCAAGCAACUCCCUCAACCAACUACAGACGAUAUCGAGAUGAGGAUUUGUGCUGAUCAAGCUCUUCUAGAUGAAGACACGCCCAUUGAGAUAAUAGAGAUGUACGUACGAUAAAACUUUAGAAUUGAAAACAUACUACAUACAUAAGUAUACAUAUUGUAUAUAAUUAUUACACUGCUGGAA
Halichondria panicea is the source of this 1614-nucleotide messenger RNA. RefSeq lists its product as uncharacterized. The record is from RefSeq and is a predicted model, not a curated record. The coding region runs from base 133 to 1545 and encodes 470 amino acids. Lineage: Eukaryota; Metazoa; Porifera; Demospongiae; Suberitida; Halichondriidae. The transcript has a single exon.